AUGGCCGCUCGGGAUGAAGCUCGGCUGAGCUACAGGUUGCGCGGCUUCACGAUCCGCGCGAUUCGUCAGACCGAUUCCUUUGGGAGCCAUAAUGGGUCAGCGCCCAAGAACGUGGCUGGGCUGCCAAAGCUGGCGGCUGCGGACCUGGAGUCCCAGCUGGAAGGGGAGUUACAGGAACUGGAAGGGGAGUUGAUGCGGGUGCAGCAGGAGGCCGCCUCGCAAGUGGAUGGGGCCAGGGAGGAGCUGAAGGAGUCCCGGCGCAAGGCGGAGCUGUUAGAGGUCAUCGUAGGGACGUUGAGGGAGAGGCUUCGUUGCGAGGAGGACCGAAAUGCGGCGCUGGAAGCCGCUGUGGAAUCCGGCCGUGCGGAGCUGGCCAGGUCAGAUGCUGAGGGACGGGAGCUGCAGCAGCGGAUCACGGGGCUGAGGUCGGAGCUGUUGGAGACGCAGACCAAGCUGUCCGUGGCACUGCAGCGUGCUGCUGACCUGGAGAGCCGAGUGGUACGACUGGCGCAACAGAACGCGGCCUUGGCGCUGAGAGUGGGGGAGCUUGAGGAGCAUAUGAGGGAGCAGGCAGCUUCGGCGGGCAGGGCGGCGGAGGAGGCGCGCGAACGCAUGCGGGCGCUGGAGGCCGCAGCGGACGAAGACCAGCUUCUCAUCGCCAAGCUGCAGGCCCAGCUCGCUGAGCGUGAGUCCCAGCUGGCUGUCCUCCGCGAGGGAGAAUCGGAGCUUCAGGAGGUUCUGGAGCAGAGCAAGGCGGCGGCGGCACAGUUGGGCGAGCUACUGGCGAGUCGCGAGACCGAGCUUCAGCAGCUCCGAAAACAGUUGGCGGAGGCGGAGAGACGAGGGGCACAGGAGACGGAGCGGCUCACCCAGGAGCUGGAGGAGCUGGAGGCUGUUCGCGGUGUGGAGGUGGCGCAGCUCUCGGCGCAGUUGGCUGUUGCGUCUCAGGCGGCGGCGGCAGCGGAGCGUGCGGCCUCGGAGCGCGAGCGGGAGCUCGCAGAGCAGCGGUCCGAAGCGGAGACUCUGCGGCAGCAGCUGCAGGACGCCAAGCUCCGCGCUGAGCAGGCUUCCGCCCGCCGUGUGUCCGAGGUUUCGGAGCUCCGUUCCGCUUUGGAGCAGCAGCUGGGUUCCGCUCGGCAGGAGGCUCUUGACGCGAGGUUUCAGCUGGCAGCGGUGAAGGAGCAGCUGGAUGGGGUGCUCAGUGACGAGUGGAUGGCGCUGCUGGAGGAGGACCUCCGCCGCUGCGUAACAGGAGCAGUAUCGCCAUCAGCAAGUGGGGAAGGAGAAGAAAGGUUCAAGCCCAGUUCGGCAGGCGCCACCACCACCACCACUACCACCACCGAAUCGCAGCGGCAACAGCAGCAGCAGCAGCAAGGUGUAAUGGCGGCGCUCCGCAGUUUUGACACUCGCGAGUCUGCUCUUCGUCGUCAGUUGGAGUCUUUGGCGGUGGAGUUGUCCGAGCUGCAGUCGGGGGCGGUGGCGAGGUUGGGGCCGGCAAUGGUGGCCAGGGCGCAGCAGCUGGAGGCUGCGGCGGCGCAGUGCAGAAAGGCGCUGCAGACAAGUAUGGCCGCCCAGGACGAGCAGGGCUCCUGGGCUGCAUCUCAGCAGCUGGAGUCGCUCACCUCGGAGCUGGGCUCGCUGUACCGACUGGCGAUGAGUCCGGACGCCAGGAGCAGGGAGAGGGCGGUGCGGGGGGAGCUCCAGGGCCGUGAAGCGGAGCUGCGGGGCCUUAUGGAGCAGCGCGUAAAACUGCAGGAGCGACAGGAACGAAGCAUGAUGCAGCAGCAGGCCUCUGCCCCAGCUUCUGCCAGUUCUGGUGGCGGUCAGGCGACGGUUCAGCUGCAGCUGCGUCAGGCGGUUCAGGCCCGGGUGCGGCAGCUGGUGCGGGAGAGGGAGCAGCAGCUGCUGCAGCAAGCAGCAGCCCGGGAACAACAGCUGCAGUCCCAGCUCCAGGCCCGGCUGGCUGAGAAUCGUGAGGCCCAGCAGCGGGAGCUCAAGGCAGUACAGGAAGCAGUGACGCAGCAGGUGCGGAAGCAGAGCGGGGAGCGGUGCGGUGGGGGCAGGGGGCCCCAGGAGACCAGGGAGAUGCGGCUGAUGGAGAGCUCCUGGAGGGGCCAGCUGGACGCCUUCACACGCUCGCUGCAAGAGGCGGUGGCGGAGAAGGAGAGGCUGGCAGUGCAGGCAGACGCUGCGGGGGGCCAGGUUCGUCAGCAGCUUGCUGAGCUGGAGACCCUCCGCCGUGAGUUGCUGGCAGCUCGCUCCGCAGUGGCGGCUCUGCGGCGUGCAGCUGAGGACUCCCGUGCUAGCGCCGCACAGCAGUCGGUGGGGGCGGCGGCGGAGGUGCAGAGACUGGCGGCGCAGGUGCAACAGCUGCAGGAUGCGUUGAAGGAGCGGGACCGGCGGUCUUCCACGGCCUCUGCCGCCGCUGCAGCGGUCUCUGCAGCUGAGGGAGCAGACAUCCGCGGGCAGUCUACGGACGGGAACCCCUCUCGGCCUUUCCCACCGGCAACGCAAAUGCCAGUACCCUCCGAAUCCACGCCGCCGUCAUCCCUGGCCCAAACAGCGCAAACAGGGCAAGAGCUAAAGCAGUACCGCCGACAAAAGCACCAAACAACACGAAAGCAGUCGCAACAGCAACAUGACGCGUCUGAAGCAGCUUCCAUCAUCGGUACAUCAAAGGGCGCAAGCCAGUCGGGGGCUAUAGGCGGCAGCAGCAGCAGCAGCAGUAACAGCGACGCCCCAAACUCUGGCGCACGUACCGGCGCAAGCCUCAACUCGCCUACGCAUCAGCGGCUGCCGCUUCUACCCGUCGAAGUUUCAGAUCCCUGGCAGGCAGAUGCCUCCGCGCCGCCGGCGGUGAUGCCGCCGUUGCAGCCGCUGACGCCCAUCCGCAAAGGCUGGCCUGCGCAAUUUGGCGGCGUCGUGCCGAUGGUGGCCAACUCAUCGCCUGCUGAUUGUGCGGCAGCGAUUGCGGUUGUGGACGGUGGCGGCGCCGGUGGUGGCGGCGCUGGCGCUGGCGGCGGGGCAAAAGCAGCAGACAACGUAUCUCCCUCUGCAGUCGCUGUUGCUGCAGAAGCUACAGAUGCAGCGACGGUUACGGCCCCGGCGCUGUCGACGGCUGCGGGCCCCGCGGUGCAGACGGCGAAGGUGGCGGAGGCUGAGGCGCAGCAUUACGACAGUAGCGCUGACGGCGGCAAUGGCGCCGGUUCGAUUGGGGAUCCCAGCGCGGUUGUUCCCGUUACCACAGGCAGCGCUAGCAACGACGGUGUCUCAGGAACUGCGGCGGCGCCGCCGCCGCUGGAGUCGGAGUUUGCCGUAACGGCGCCAUCUUCGCCCUCCGCUAUGGCUGCACCAUCAGUGGUGACAGCGACAGAUGCUGCUACUGCGGAAGAGGUUGACCAUAAUGCCACGGUUGCCACUGCUACUGACGGCGCUGCUGGCCCUGUUGCGGCAGCGGACACGCCGGCGGCCUCACUCUCAGUAUCCGUUGCACCUCCGGCAGGGAAGGACGCGCGGUCGUCGGCGCUGCCGCCACUGCCUCCCCCAUCCCGUGACGCGGCAGUGUCGCUGUCGCCAGCGCUACCGACAACGCAAAUGGAGGUACAGCAACCAUCGCAGCUGAAGCCACCAUCGUCCAAUGUUGCCGCGGAGCACAUCAAGUCGUCUGCCAAAGCCAACGUGAAGCCGCCGGUGUCGCCCCCGUCGGCAACCACAGCUGAAACGACUCAGCGGACGCAGGAACAACAACAACAACAACAGCAGCAACAGCUGCUGCGGCAGCCAUCGGACUUCAUGACCACGUCGCCUUAUCCGGCCAGGGUGCCGCCGCCAUCAUCUGCAGGACCAGUAGCCUCGUCACCGCCGCCGUCACUCCCAAGGCCGGGAUCACGGCCUUCAUCCUCAGUGCCGACGGCGCCUGCCAUUCCGUCACGCAAUCCGUCGGCCGCCAACACGACCGCCAAGCGCAUCUUUCCCUCGGCGAAUCCCCCCAGGGAAAGCCCACCAAAAAAUUCAAAGACUCCCCCACGAAUCCCUGCACCGCCCAUCUCCGAAUGGGGUCGACCCAAACCAAUGUUGGCAAAUGACACGGCGGACGGCGGCGCCGGCGGUGACAGCGGCGGCAGUGAUGCCGCCGCCGCCACGGCUAGGCCUGGGAUUACUGCCGCUGAAGGCGCCAACACCUCCAGCACCACUCCGUUCUUCUCUGAAGCUGAGCUGGGGGCCGAGAUUGCCGCCAUCGCGCAGUCGCUCGUACAGAGGACCAUUGGCGGCGGCGGUGCUGCCGCUGCCGCCACCGCCGCGGUGACAGCGGCUGUACGUCCGCCGGUUCCACCGCCGGAGCCGGGCAGGGGCUCCAUCCCAGCGUCCGGCUCGAGUGCUGUUCCGCGCAAGUUGAGCCUGGUGGCGGCAAUCCACUCAAUGGCUCAGCCUGGCAAGAACGAGCAGGGCUCUGAGGACGCUUACUUCAUGGCGACCCCCUCGGGCGGUGUGGUCAGCUCGGCAGCCCCCGGUGGCCGUCCCAACACCACCUCCCGUUCCCCGCUGGCCGUGGCGAUCAGCGCCCUGGGUGUGGCGGACGGAGUGGGCGGUUGGGCGGAGGCCAAUGUGGACCCGGGGCAGUACAGCAGGGAGAUCAUGGACGCGGCGGCGAGGGCGGCGGAGGAGAGCGGGCCGGGGGCAGAUCCCCGCCAGCUGCUUGCCCGGGCGCAGGAUGAGGUGCGCACCAUCGGCAGCUGCACCGCCUGCGUGGCAGUGCUCUCCAACAAGGCACCCCAGGACAAGGGGCCAGCGACCUCCCCCUCCGCAUCCUCGUCGGGUGGCAGCAGCAGCAGCAGCAGCGGUGGCGGUGGCGAGCAGGUUCUCAGCAUUGCCAACCUGGGCGACAGCGGUUGUCGUGUGGUGCGGCGUGGCUCUCUGGUCCUGGCCACCAGCGCCCAGGAGCACCAGUUCAACAUGCCGUACCAGAUGGCGCACCCGGACAACCUGCCGGACACGGACACGGCGGAGGAUGCGCAAAUGUACCAGAUCAGCGUCCGCAACGGCGACGUCGUCAUUUUGGCCACGGACGGUCUUUUUGACAACAUGUGGGACGAGGAGCUCGUGUCUCUGGCGGCCUCCGCCGCCGCCGCCGUCCCGCCGGGCCUGGCGGGUCCCGCCGCCUCCGCCGCCGCUCAGUCCGCUGCGCAGCAGCUGGCCACGUCCCUGGCAAACUGGCUGAGCCGGUUGUUUCCCCGGGGCGGACGGCUGGACGACAUCACGGUGGUUGUGGCCUUUGUGGUGGAGGCGGACGUGGUCUGA
This is a messenger RNA of Volvox carteri f. nagariensis, 5298 nucleotides long. RefSeq lists its product as uncharacterized. The transcript is spliced from 25 exons. Lineage: Eukaryota; Viridiplantae; Chlorophyta; Chlorophyceae; Chlamydomonadales; Volvocaceae. The coding region runs from base 1 to 5298 and encodes 1765 amino acids. The record is from RefSeq and is a predicted model, not a curated record.